UUCAAAAUGAGGCAUGUCAAGCAUUUUAUUUUUUUAGAAUAAGAAUUUAUUUAUAAAAAAAUAAAAUUGAGAGGUAAAGCAACAGUAGAGUAAGCACAUGACCCUUGCCUAUUUUCUUAAGUCUCUCUGAUCAUUAUAUAUAUUUAAACCAAAGACAAGAGAGUGGUUUAAUUUGUGAGGGAAAGAAAUUAAAAGGGAUUCUAUAAUAUAAUCUAUAAGAUAAGAUGGGUUUAUGUUCAUUAAUAAAUUUGAAUAUUGUUGUUGUUGUUAUUGUGGUUCUUUGUUGGAGUAAAGAAGUUUUAGGUGUGACACAACAAGAAGAGGACAGAGUGUAUGAAUUACCUGGGCAGCCUCAUGUGAAUUUCAAACAAUAUGCUGGUUAUGUCACUGUCAAUGAAACUCAUGGAAGAGCACUGUUUUAUUGGUUUUUUGAAGCCAUUCAUCAACCUCAACAAAAACCUCUUCUUCUUUGGCUCAAUGGAGGCCCUGGUUGUUCUUCAAUUGGUUAUGGAGAAGCAGAGGAGCUUGGACCCUUCUUUCCCCAAAAUAGCACCCAACCAAAGCUCAAGUUGAACCCUUAUUCUUGGAAUAAAGCUGCAAAUCUUUUGUUUCUUGAAUCCCCUGCUGGAGUGGGAUUUUCUUACACAAACACCACCAGUGAUAUAAGUGAGCUUGGUGACACCAUCACUGCUAAGGAUUCACACACAUUUCUCAUCAAUUGGUUUAAAAGAUUUCCUCAAUUCAAAUCACAUGACUUCUACAUUGCUGGUGAAAGCUAUGCAGGACACUAUGUUCCACAACUUUCUGAGCUCAUAUUGGAUAAUAAUCACAAUCCUUCUAAGGAAGACUACAUUAACUUCAAAGGGAUCAUGAUUGGAAAUGCACUAUUGGACGAUGAAACAGAUCAAAAGGGUAUGAUAGAGUAUGCAUGGGACCAUGCUGUGAUAUCUGAUGAUGUAUAUUAUAACAUCACGACCACAUGCAACUUCAGUAUUUCAAUUCAAAGUCAAACAAAUGAAUGCAAUACAGAACUUAACAAGUACUUUGAUGUAUAUAAGAUUAUAGACAUGUAUAGUUUGUACACUCCCAUGUGUUUCAGCAAUAACAGCAACACCAAAAGGGAAGCCUUCGUCACAAGCUCAUCCCCUCAUUCUCUUUCCAAAUUUGAUGGGUGGCAUAAAAGGCUAGCAGGAUAUGAUCCAUGUGCAUCAGAUUAUACUGAAUUAUACCUAAAUAGGCCAGAGGUACAAAAGGCAUUGCAUGCUAAUGUCACAAAAAUUCCUUAUCCAUGGACUCACUGCAGUGAUAAUAUAACAUUUUGGAAUGACGCACCAGCAUCCAUGCUUCCUGUCCUAAAGAAGCUUAUUGCCGGUGGUAUUCGCAUAUGGGUUUAUAGUGGAGAUACUGAUGGAAGAAUUCCAGUAACUGCAACAAGAUACACACUAAGAAAAUUGGGUCUCCCUAUAGUUCAAGAUUGGACUCCCUGGUAUACCAGCAGACAGGUAGGAGGUUGGAACAUUGUAUACGAUGGGCUAACUUUUGUGACCAUAAGAGGAGCUGGACAUCAAGUUCCUACCUUUACUCCCAAGCAAGCUCUUCAGCUAGUUCGACAUUUCUUAGUCAAUAAGAAAUUACCACAACAUCCUAUAUAACGACUUCUAUUUUAGAUUUUCAUUUUUAUGUUAAUUUGUUCCACAUAUAGGUUGGAUGUCUUUUUAAUUCUUUUUGGGUUAAAAUUAAUCCGAUUGUUUGUUUUUAUUACUCACUCGAAUUCUCAUUCAAGUGUGAAUUGUAUUAUUUGAAUCACUUACUAAUUAUAGUAUAUAUAUACGGCUUGAAUAUGAA
Molecule: messenger RNA, 1845 nt
Organism: Cicer arietinum (chickpea)
Lineage: Eukaryota; Viridiplantae; Streptophyta; Magnoliopsida; Fabales; Fabaceae
Product: serine carboxypeptidase-like 34
Biological process (GO): proteolysis
Cellular component (GO): vacuole
Molecular function (GO): serine-type carboxypeptidase activity
Source: RefSeq, a predicted model, not a curated record